AGAGGGAGGGAAUGGGCGGGAUUAGUAGUAGGAAGCAGGUGCCGUUUUGUUAACUUAAGGCGGAGAUCUAGAGUUUUUUUGUUUGGUCAGGAAUGGUGGUUCGUGGUGCGCGUUUUAGUUCGAGGUUUUAGACCUUGGAGCUGCCUUUAAGUUGCGCGGUGCAUUGAAGAUGGCGCCCUUCGUGGAUGUCAAUGGCGGGAGUGUCGAGGGUGGAGGUAUGGAGUACGAGAAAGGAAGGAAAUUUAGCGUUGAAGAGGUUGCAGCGCACAAAAAUACGAACGACGCGUGGAUAGUGGUUGACGGAGAGGUUUACGACGUUACGGCAUUUUUGGAGACUCAUCCUGGCGGUGCUGAAGUCAUUCUAGAGCACCUGAAGGAGAGUGAUGUAGGGCAGCUAAUGAGGGGUGCCACUAGCACCUUUGACCAUGCUCACAGCGAAGCUGCAUUCGGUAUGCUCAAAGACUAUCAUGUUGGAAGUCUCGACGGCAUAUAUUGUGCAGAUUCAACGGCUAUGCAUCCAGCGAAAGAGGUGGAUGACAAAUCCAAAAAGUUUAUGGUAGACUUGGGCAAGCCACUUGUUUUUCAGGUUGGGCAUCUUGGAGACGGAUACCAGGAGUGGGUACAUCAACCCAUCGUGCAGAAAGAGAGUCCACGAUUUUUUGCCAGUGAUUUUAUGGAGUCAACAACGAAGACUCUUUGGUGGGUCGUGCCUUUGAUAUGGAUUCCAGUUGUAUGCUGGUUGCAAGUCAUUGCCAUUCGCAGGGGAUUUCCUGUUGAUAAGUUCAUUACUACCAUGCCCUUGGGCUUCCUCAUUUGGUCACUUGUGGAGUAUAUCUUGCAUCGUUUUCUUUUUCAUGUGAAAACUACUAGUUAUUGGGGAAAUACGCUUCAUUACUUACUUCAUGGCUGCCAUCAUAAACACCCUAUGGAUGGUUAUCGACUUGUGUUUCCACCAACCUUUGCGACUAUGUUCGCUAUACCUUUAUACGGCAUGAUUAAUCUCAUGUUUUCAAGAACUUGGGCUCCAUCAGUCUUUGGAUUUGGUUUACUUGGAUAUGUUAUGUAUGAUGUCACACAUUACUUUAUUCACCAUGGUUCUGCAGCAAAUGAUUUUACUCGGAAUUUGAAGCGAUUUCACCUCAACCAUCACUUCAAAAUGAGGGAAGAUAGCUACGGCAUUACAUCCCCGUUGUGGGAUUAUGUAUUUGGCACCCUUCCGGCUAAAUUGAAAUAUGAAUCCAGUGUGCUAAAUUGAAGCCCGAAAUCUUCAUUUGAAUACUUCGGGUCUCCGAAUGGACCUAGAUGCCCGAGAAAUGCAGUCGGCGGAUUAAAACAGGUUAUUGAGGUCAUGUUGCUUCCAAACUGCUUCCAGCACUGGACGCUGUGUACUAUUACUGGAUGGAUUCCUGAGAUCCUCGCUUAGUCCUUGAGGGGUAACAAUGACACAUGGCAGUGAUAUCAGUAGUUUGAUUUCUGCGUGUCAUAUUUUACUUAAAGAAAUUAAUAUCUUAGUGCAGUAUUGUCCAUUGUUCAUUACACUUAUUAUUUGGAAGCUGUAGGGAACGUGUCUUCUUAGAUGGCGUGGGAAAUGAACAUUUGUGUUCUGCACACUUCAUCUCAUGCUGUGCGUAGCAUGCACGGUACAACUUUCUUUGGAUUUUCUUAGAAUAGCCAGCACAAUUCUUUGUAAAGAUAUGAGACAAAUGUAAGCAGUGUGCCAGAAUAAGGUGGAAAUAAAGCUUCUCCUUGCCAAAUGUGGUUGUUGGAGCAAA
Molecule: messenger RNA, 1772 nt
Organism: Physcomitrium patens
Lineage: Eukaryota; Viridiplantae; Streptophyta; Bryopsida; Funariales; Funariaceae
Product: dihydroceramide fatty acyl 2-hydroxylase FAH2
Biological process (GO): fatty acid metabolic process; lipid biosynthetic process
Cellular component (GO): endoplasmic reticulum; membrane
Molecular function (GO): heme binding; fatty acid 2-hydroxylase activity; iron ion binding
Source: RefSeq, a predicted model, not a curated record